Messenger RNA from Phialemonium atrogriseum, 946 nucleotides. RefSeq lists its product as uncharacterized. NCBI's taxonomy places the organism in Eukaryota, Fungi, Ascomycota, Sordariomycetes, Cephalothecales, Cephalothecaceae. The record is from RefSeq and is a predicted model, not a curated record. The transcript has a single exon. The coding region runs from base 230 to 772 and encodes 180 amino acids.
GUCUAGUACAUUAAGCAGUAUAUAUUCUAACAAUAUAUCACGAGGCCCACGUGGGGUAAGCGUAAUCACCAAAAAAUGUGUUUGAGAGACUUCCCCCGUACUCUAGGUUUCAACGAUACGGCAUCCCCUACACUCAGCCACCGACGGAUCCAACGCGUCUCAGGGCGACUGGUUCCUCGAUAGCUUCACCCAUUUCCAGGCCUCCAGAAGCGCCGAAAUUCUUGUCGUCAUGGGCACUCCGGCCGACGCGUUGCCGCAGCCGCUCAGCGAAGACGCCAUCCAUGCACUGCUGCGGGCGAAGGGCCUCCCUAAAGCCACAUCCGUCAUAUCCCCCAAGGUGACGGCGCAGUACCACGCCAUCUACUUCAUCACGCUUCCCGCCUCCGAGGCAUCGCGCGGCCACUCCGAGCUAGUCCUUCGCGUGUCGGGCCGCCACCUUCCCAGCAUCAAGACCAAGAAUGAAAUAGGCAUCAUGACCUGGAUCGCCAAGUACACCACAAUUCCCAUCCCAGCCUGGAUAGCGUACGACGCUUCCGAGGAGAACCUCAUCGGCCACGAGUACAUCUUGCUCUCUCGCGUCCGCCUGCUUCGCCUCGCCUUUGCAGGAGAGCAUGCAGACGGUGGCCGACUUCCUGCGCGCCAUCGUCGAGGUCUCCCCGCGGGGCCAACGGCAGGAUCUCGUACAGGUUUGGAAGGCUACGGUACUGCAGAAUCUGGAGCCUUUUGGCGCUUAGCGACUACGGAGCAACGUGCGGCAAGGGGUAUCGAAUAGAAUCUUGGAGGAGCACAAGGGUAGGCAGGUAGUGGCCGAGAGAAGCGAGGGCAGUGAGACUGUUGAACUGCUUUUCUCACAUGGCGGGACAGUGUCGGACCCGGCCCUGCGCCUGACUCUACUUGACGUGGGCACCGAGAGCGAGCCAGUCAGCAUUUGCCAGCGGCUCCUCGG